Messenger RNA from Lycium ferocissimum, 1769 nucleotides. RefSeq names its product probable leucine-rich repeat receptor-like protein kinase At1g35710. The record is from RefSeq and is a predicted model, not a curated record. The coding region runs from base 416 to 1174 and encodes 252 amino acids. The transcript has a single exon. NCBI's taxonomy places the organism in Eukaryota, Viridiplantae, Streptophyta, Magnoliopsida, Solanales, Solanaceae. Gene Ontology annotation, molecular function: protein binding.
AAAACUAAAUAGUAUUCAUUCAUUCAUCAUAUAUUUCCAAGUGAAAUACCCAAAGAGAUAAGCAAUCUCGUGGAGUUGGAGUUCCUUGGUCUUGGGGAUAAUAGUUUUAGUGAUUCACUUGCAAUGGAAAUCUUCAACAUAUCAAGCCUGAUAGGGGUUUCUCUUACAGGCAACAAUCUUGUUGGGUCUAUACCUCAUUCAAUCUCCAAUUGUUCAAAACUUACUCAUUUAGACCUUUCACACAACAAACUCAGUGGUUUGAUUCCCAACUCCCUUGGAUAUCUUACUCAUCUACAGUACCUUAACUUUGCCUUUGAACAAUUUAAGGAGUGACUCAUCGCUAAGCUUCUUGACUUCUUUAACAAACUGUAGAGACUUAAACUUACUUAGUGUAUCUAUCAACUCUCUAAAUUGUAUGCUUCCAGUCUCUCUAGGGAACUUCUCCACAUCUCUUUUAAAUUUUAUUGCCCAUGGUUGCAAAAUCAACGGACGGAUUCCAAAUGAAGUUAGGAACUUAAGCAGCUUAUUAAUCCUUGAUAUUUCUGGAAACAACUUAGUUGGAUCGAUCCCCACAUCAAUUGGCAACAUGAGAAACCUUCAGGAUCUUGACUGGACUAAUAACAAACUUACAGUUGUAGCUAAUGUAUGUAAAUUGCAGCAUUUGGGUGCUAUUUACUUGGGUCAUGAUCAACUUUCAGGAUCUCUUCCUAAUUGUUUAGGGAACGCUACUUCCCUUAGAGAGAUACAUCUGGGUUCUAAUAAAUUGAGUUCCAAUAUGCCAACAAGCUUAUGGAAUCUUAAAGAUCUAUUGGUUCUUGACUUAUCGUCAAAUAGCAUGGGUGGUUCUUUACCGCCCGAAAUUGGAAAUCUAAAGGUUGUGACACAAAUGAAUCUGUUAUUGAAUCAAUUUUCAAAUGAAAUUCCCGGAGAAAUUGGAGGAUUACAAAAUUUGGAGAAACUUUCUUUGAGACACAACAAGUUGCAAGGAUCUAUACCUGGCUCAAUGAGCAACGUGGUAGGUUUGGAAUUCCUAGACCUUUCUCAUAAUAAUAUAUCGGGAAUCAUUUUCAAAUUUUUGGAUAAACUUCAAACCCUCAAGUACUUCAAUGUUUCUGUCAACAAAUUGUAUGGUGAAAUACCCUCGGUGGGUCCUUUCAAGAACCUUUCGAGUUAGUUUUUCAUCUACAAUGAAGCAUUGUGUGGUCCUUCAAGAUUUAGUGUCCUGCCAUGCCCCACUUCAUCAAAGCACAAAUCAAAUAGGAAAAAAUUGCUACUUCGAUUUCUUUUACUAGGAAUUGCAUUUGUAUUUUUUUCCUAUCACCUUUGUGUCUGUAUGGAUAAGGUAUAGAAGAGGUACAAGAGCUCCUCAAAGAGCUGAUUCAUUGUCUAUCGCAACAAGAGGAAGAAUUUUAUACUAUGAGCUGCUCGAAGCAACUGAUGCACUUAGCGAGAGUAAUUUGAUUAGUUCUGGAAGUUUUGGCUCUGUCUACAAAGGCAUUCUUGGAAGUGGGACUCCUAUUGCCGUUAAAGUAUUCAAUCUGCAACUGGAAGCGGCAUUCAAGAGUUUUGAUACAGAAUGUGAAGUUUUACGCAGCCUUCGCCAUAAGAAUCUCAUAAAAGUCAUCACUAGUUGUUCCAACCUUGAUUUUAAGGCUUUAGUGCUCGAAUAUAUGCCUAAUGAGAGUCUUGAGAAGUGUUUGUAUUCGCACAAUUACUUCUUAGACAUCAUGCAGAGACUAAGCAUAAUGAUAGAUGCGGCAUGUGCGUUG